AUGACUGACAUGACCCAUCACACAAAUGAAUGCCCCCAGCGGGACUUGAACCCGCGACCGCUGGCACAGCAAAGAGGAGCGCGCGCGGCCUGCACGCGACGCGGCCACCACCCGGCGCGCCCUCUAGACACCACAUUGUACCAUUAUACGGUCGGACAUGAAAAAUCUCGCUUAUUUGCUGGCUGUCCCUAUCAGCGAGUACGUGGUGACUUUCAUCUCUCUAGUAGCCGCGGCCACACUGCUCUCGUGGACGACAGAGGGGCGCUCCGCCCG
Messenger RNA from Brenthis ino (lesser marbled fritillary), 273 nucleotides. The record is from the annotation of a GenBank genome assembly. Lineage: Eukaryota; Metazoa; Arthropoda; Insecta; Lepidoptera; Nymphalidae.